CGUGCAUCCUCAUUGACAUUGCCUUGAGCUGGACCAACUACUUUCCCAUGGCAUUCGCUCGAGCUCGGCACGUUGCACAGGCUUUCCGGAGCAUUUGUCACGUGGCGUCCGCAGAGGAGCUGAAGCGGCUAUCGCCGCCGCAGGCCGCGCCGGUCUUGGUCUUCUUUACGGCUGCCUGGUGCCAGCCGUGCAGGUCUGUGCUUCCGCACUUGGAGGACAUCAGCGACAGAUUUGAGGGUCCGCAUCUUAAGCUGGCGCAGGUUGAUGUCAGCGACUCCCCCGAAGCGGCGCGGGAAUUUCGUGUCGAGGCGGUGCCCUACUUCCUGGUGCUGCGAGAUGGGCACGUGGUCGAGAGAUUGGCGGGAGACGGCCCAAAGGAGCUCGCCGAGGUGGCCGAGCGACAUGCCGCGGCCUUCGAGAAGCUACAGGAGGAGAGCCGAUGAGCCGGUGAACCCCUGGCCGGCCGUGAUAACGCACCGCCCCCCCGGGCCGAUUUUCGGAGCCAGCCGCUCGC
Molecule: messenger RNA, 514 nt
Organism: Effrenium voratum
Lineage: Eukaryota; Dinophyceae; Suessiales; Symbiodiniaceae
Source: the annotation of a GenBank genome assembly